AUCAAUGUGGGUGUGAGGAGCAUGAACCCUUGGCAGGUGUGUGAGGGGACCAUGGGCCUGUGGCAAGCGCAGACAUGGCAGGAACAUGAAGGGACACUGUCGAUGGCAGUAGGCAUUUUUUUCUGGCAUUUUGGUUGGUAAAAGGUAGAGAGGGGGCUGCAAGUGUUGUUUAUUUCCUCUAGCAUCUAUUGGUUUUAUUUUACAGAUGUUGUUCUUUAAUAGCUCCAUGUGUGUCUGUUCCCCACUGCACAGCAGUGGAUUUUAAAUCCCAGUGGCUGCUGGUGCAGGAGAGCAGUGCUGAGGAACUCCAGAGCUCGUGUUUGGCUUGGUGUUCCAAAGAGGGGCAGCCUUUGGUAACAACAAACCCCAAGCUCUUUAAGACUACAGGAGCUGUAGCCACUUCCAGCAGCCAUGGUGCACCAGAGUCCAAUGAGAACCAUAUUGUUCCCAUCUUCUGCUGCACGCUGAACUCCAGGUGGCCUUCCUGCUGCAAGUCAUUGAAGCUCUUCAUUGUUGAGGGACCUGGUUUUUCACUGGGAUUACCAAGCUAGGCCAGAAGAAAGGGUGAGGAAACUCCCCCAGCUGCACUGCUUUGAGCAGUCUUGCACCUUCUGCACAUGAGAAACCUGGUGCUGUAAAGUGAGCCCUUGGUUGUUCAGCAUGGGAAGGCUGGAAGGAAGGACUGCAGCAUGGAGGAGAGUUGGGAAGGAGACUGAGCUCUUCUGCAGUGUGAGAAAAGGAAUUUAAUUCCCAGCAGCUGAGUUGUAGCCACCUUGUUUGCUCAGUUGUGCUCUCUGGGAACUUCUCCCAUUGUAAUCUGAAGUAGAAAUGGGUGACAGGAGCUUUUUGGAAUGCCUUGAGCACAUUGUGGCAGUGGCAAAGGGAUGUCUGAACUUUCUGCAUUCACAUCAGCAACCUUUGUCCAUGGCAGGAUAGAAUCAGCAUGGGCUGAAAUAGCAUUUAACCCCACUCAUGUCGAGUAUCUUUAGCAUUUCAGUGUGCACAGAAGCUGUUUGCAGAUGGAUUCCUUUUUAUGUGUAGCUGGGAGAUGUUCUCAAGUGUGCUGAGGGAAUCAAAACAUUCCUAGCUUGCUGCUUAGAAGUGUCUGUUGCUGUAGACAAGGUCACAGUGCUCAGCUCUGUGUGUCUGAGUUGAUUUCGUUGCUGCUUUCAAGGUAUUUUGGAGGUGUCUCUCCUAAUAUCCAGGUGUAUGUCUCAUUCCAGGCACUCAGCUAUCACUGGCAGCAAUUUCUAUGCCAUUUUAGAUGCUUCUUCACAGUGCUAAGUAAUUGUGUGUUGUACAAAUGGAUUGUUUUAUGGCAGUUGGUUGCUGCGGUGCAAAGCCCACUUUGGGGUAAUUUGUCUAGAAAUACACUGAUUGUUUCACUAAAGGAACUCUGCAUGCUUGUUUUUCCCAUUAACAGAUAAAACAGCCCUUCCUUCAGCUGCUUGUUUCACUGAAAUUUCCUUGUCCCUCAGCAUUCCAAGCAAUUGGCUAUUGCCUCAUUUUUCCUGAACGCAAUAUUAAUGAUGUGUGUGGUCAGCUCAUAAUAAUUACUUUAUCCUCUAUCUUUUUGCCUCCAAUAUCCUCUUUGCUUGUACCAGCCUGAAUUGUAAGUUAUUUGCCAGCAGGAUUUUCUUAUUCAUUUGAUGAUCAACUUGCCUUUAUAACCUCUUUUUAAAAUUCUUCUUUCCUACUGCUUGAAACCAUUGGAGUUCAGCUAGGAGGAGUGAAGUUGGGUGUCUAGGGUGUGUGGAUCAAGUGACUGAUUAAAGUUUUAAUGCAAAGGUACCAAAAUUUGUGGUACCUAUAUUUGCACAUAGAAAUUAUCAUCUUUUAUUUUACAUGUGAAGUAAAAUUGCAUUUACAGACUCCAUUAUUACUGAAACUGGCACCUGCAGCUUAUUUCUGUGGAUGCAGGGAAGAGUUUGGAAAUCUUCCCCAGACCAUGUUUGUUUCUUAAGACACAGGUGGUGUCAUGGCUUAAUCUUGUGUUUCACAGAACCAGUACUUGAAAAAAGUAUUGCUCCUGGAAUUUUCUCUUUCUUUCUAGAAUAAGCUUGGACUUCUUGUAGGCCCUGGUCCUGUGAGAUGCUUCUUGCUCUGGCACACAGUUAAGAGUUUCUGGAACUAUGUCCUUCCUGGAGCACAAGUACUGCAUUGGCUGUGUGCAAAUUGUGGGUUUGUGGUGUGUUUCCUUUUCUGUGGGUCUUACAGAAAGGGUCUGAGUGUGUGGAUUGCUUUAAAUAAGGGUGAGGUGCUGGUUCAGGCCUCUGCAUAGCAACAGAUAAGCUCUGGGCUGGCUUAUCUUCUCACAGAGAAUUUACAUUUGCUUUUCUUUGUCUCCUUUCCGACUUCUUUCAGCCUCAGCUUGUUUAUUCCCAUAAGUCAUGUUCCCAUCCUUGACUCUGCCCUUCUCUCUUGCAUUACUCACUUGGCUUCCUCUCUGCUUUCCCUCUUUGCCAGCUCCUCCUUCGCCCUCCGAUCACCAAGCUGCUGCCACCAUGUCUGAAUCCUCCCCCAGACCAUCUUCCCAGGCUUCUCCUCUGCUCCCCUCUGACAGGCACCUCCUUAAUGUCAGCAGCCGACUCUCAGCUAAUUAUCUGCCGUGCUGAUUAGCAGUUUGUGCGGGCAGAGCUGGCUGGGGCUUUUUGUUAAGGCUCUGAGCAAAUGCCAUUUCACAGCUCCUGGUGCUGGAAGCUGUCUUGCUGCUUUCCUGCUCCUAGCCCUCUGGACUCUCCAUAGCCAGGUGGCUCAGGUGGAUGAGUGGGAAUUGUGACUUGGUUUGUGCAGCACAGGGAUGAGGAAGCCGCGGAGGAGGUGCCGGCAGCACUUGGAGGGGAGGCGUUCUCCCUCGCCCUACAGCCUCAAGUGCUCCCCCAGCCGGGAGACGCUGACCUACGCCCAGGCGCAGCGCAUUGUGGAGGUGGACAUCGACGGGCGGCUCCACCGCAUCAGCAUCUACGACCCCCUGAAGCUCAUCACCGAGGACGAGCUGACAGCCCAGGACAUCACCGAGUGCAACAGCAACAAGGAGAACAGCGAGCAGCCCCUCUUCACUUCCAAAUCGAAGAAAACACCUUCCAAAGGCAAGAAGAAGGAUUCCUGCUCCAAACAUGCUCCAGGGUUGUCUUUGCACUUGCCCCAGCCCAAGUUCCGUGUGGUGGACUCCUUCAGCCAGCCAGAUGCUCCUCCCCUCCCUGCUGCCUACUACCGGUACAUUGAAAAGCCUCCCGAGGACCUCGACGUAGAAGUGGAGUAUGACAUGGAUGAGGAGGAUCUGGCAUGGCUGGAGAUGGUCAACGAGAAGAGAAGGGCUGAUGGUUAUGGGGCAGUUUCUGCUGACACUUUCGAGCUGCUGGUGGAUCGGCUGGAAAAGGAGUCGUACCUUGAGAGCCGGAACAACGGGGCUCAGCAGUCCCUCAUCGAUGAGGAUGCCUUCUGCUGUGUCUGCAUGGAUGAUGAGUGUCACAACAGCAAUGUCAUCCUGUUCUGUGACAUCUGCAAUCUGGCCGUGCACCAGGAGUGCUACGGUGUGCCCUACAUCCCCGAGGGGCAGUGGCUUUGCCGCUGCUGCUUACAGUCCCCUUCUCGCCCUGUGGAUUGUGUCCUUUGCCCAAACAAAGGGGGAGCCUUCAAGCAGACCAGCGAUGGCCGCUGGGCUCACGUGGUCUGCGCCAUCUGGAUCCCAGAGGUCUGCUUUGCAAACACUGUGUUCCUGGAGCCCAUCGAAGGUAUCAAUAACAUCCCUCCAGCUCGCUGGAAGCUCACAUGCUGUAUCUGCAAGCAGAAGGGCAUGGGAGCUGCUAUCCAAUGCCACAAGGUGAACUGUUACACUGCCUUCCAUGUCACCUGUGCACAGAGAGCUGGUCUCUUCAUGAAGAUUGAGCCCAUGAGGGAGACCAGCAUCAACGGCACGACCUUCACCGUGCGCAAGACUGCCUACUGUGAGAGCCACUCCCCGCCUGGCACGGUGAGAAGAGGGUCCCCAGCUGCUGCUGGUGAUGGGCAUGAGGUCACUGUGAAGGAGGAGGAAGAGGAGGAAGCCAAUUCUGGCCCUCCCAAAGGGUCUGUGAAGAAGAACCAAGUGAAAUUGAAGCAAAAGAUCAAAAAGGAGCCUGGUGAUGUGACCAAAGGGCGUUCGUCCAUGCCCGUGGUGACUGUUGCACAAAUUCCCUCUUACAGGCUGAACAAGAUGUGCAGUGGGCUGUCCCUGCAGAGGAAGAACCAGUUCAUGCAGAGGCUGCACAACUACUGGCUGCUGAAGCGGCAGGCGAGGAACGGGGUGCCCCUGAUCCGGCGGCUGCACUCGCACCUGCAGUCGCAGAGGAACGCCGAGCAGAAGGAGCAGGAUGAGAAGACGAGUGCAGUGAAGGAGGAGCUGAAGUACUGGCAGAAGCUGCGCCAUGACUUGGAGCGGGCCCGGCUGCUCAUCGAGCUCAUCCGGAAGAGGGAAAAGCUCAAACGGGAGCAGGUCAAGGUGCAGCAGGCUGCCAUGGAGCUGCAGCUGACCCCUUUCAAUGUCCUGCUCCGCACAACCCUGGACCUGCUGCAGGAGAAGGAUGCUGCCCAGAUCUUCACAGAGCCCGUUAACCUGAACGAGGUUCCAGAUUACCUGGAAUUCAUUUCCAACCCAAUGGAUUUUUCCACCAUGAGGCGGAAGCUGGAGUCCCACCUGUACCGAACCUUGGAUGAGUUUGAGGAAGACUUUAACCUUAUAGUUGCCAACUGCAUGAGGUAUAAUGCUAAAGACACGAUUUUCCACCGAGCAGCUGUCCGGCUCCGGGACCUCGGGGGAGCGAUUUUGCGUCACGCGCGGCGCCAGGCCGACAGCAUCGGCUUUGACACUGGCGUGGGGAUUCACCUGCCUGAGUCGCCCAAGCCCCACGACUUUUACCGCUUUUCUUGGGAGGAUGUGGAUAACAUCCUGGACCCGGAGAACAGGGCCCACCUGUCUCUGGAGGCGCAGCUGAAGGAGCUGCUGGAGAAGCUGGACACAGUGAGCUCCAUGCGCUCCAGCGGCGCCCGCACGCGGCGCGUGCGGCUCCUGCGGCGCGAGAUCAACUCCAUCCGCCACAGGCUGGCCCAGCAGCAGAGCAAGGCCCUGCCCAACGGGGACUCUGUGCCACGGGAGGGGCUGGAGACAACUUCCAGGGAAGGGGAUGACGAAGGGGAGAAAGAUGGUUCCAAGCUCCCAUACCCUCCAACCCUGGAGCCCACAGGACCUGCACCCACCCUCUCAGAGCUGGACUCUCUGCAGGACCCUCCAACACUCAAGCCCAUCAGUGAUAGCAGGCCCCUGAACCAGCUGCAGAGGAGGAUGGUGUCAGACAGGGAGCUCUUUGACAAGAAAGCUCUGCAGCAGGAGAGCCAGGCUUUCCAACGCCUGCUGUCCAACAAUGGCCUCAACGGCCUGGCCCUGGCCCCUGCAGACAGCCCUGCCAACCCCGCCCUCAGCAGCGUGGGCCGCCGGACAUCGGUGCUGUUUAAAAAAGCCAAGAACGGUGUGAAGCUGCAGAGGGGUCUGGAGUGCUCCCUGGAGAACGGGGAGGAGCUCAGGCAGGGCGGGCAGCACUCCCCCUCCCGCCCCGACGGGGAGCGGCAGGCACGGAAACGGCCCCAGAGCCGGAGCUGCGGUGACAGCAGUGGGGAGAAGUCGCCCAGGCAGAGAGGAGUGACCAAUGGCUUUGCAAAACAUGCAGGGAGUGGCUCUGACUCGGAGUGCAGCUCUGCCCUGGGCAGUGGGCUGGUGUUUGAAGCCUGCAGUGGUUUGGUGCCUCCCAAGCGCAGCCGAGGGAAGCCAGCCCUGGCUCGGGUGCCCUUCCUGGAGGGUGUGAAUGGAGACUCUGAUUUCAGUGCCUCAGGCAGGCCUCUCCUGAUGUCCUGUGAGAGCCAGGCUGAGCUGGAGCCCCUGGAGCUGGUGUGGGCCAAGUGCCGUGGUUACCCCUCCUACCCUGCCUUGAUUAUUGACCCCAAGAUGCCACGUGAGGGUUUGCUGCACAAUGGGGUCCCCAUCCCUGUGCCCCCCAUGGAUGUCCUGAAGCUGGGGGAGCAGAGGCAGACAGAGGCAGGAGAAAAGCUCUUCCUUGUCCUUUUCUUUGACAACAAGAGAACCUGGCAGUGGCUGCCGCGGGACAAAGUCUUUCCCCUGGGCGUGGAUGACACCGUGGACAAGCUGAAGAUGAUGGAGGGACGCAAAACCAGCAUCCGCAAAUCGGUGCAGGUGGCCUACGACCGAGCCAUGAUCCACCUGAGCCGAGUGCAGGGGGACAACCCCUUCCUGCCCACUGCCACCUACCUGUGAGGGGCUGCUGGGCCAGCCUGUGCUGCUGCAGCUCUCUGCACUGCUCGGUGCAGCACCUCCAGCAGCUGGCAGCGCUCCUGGGAGUGCCUGAAAUGUGCCAAAAAAACCCCUUGUCCAGCCUCUUCCUGAAUGUGUCUUGCUGAAGAGCUGGCAGGAGAUGAAAUGUCUGCAGGGAGUAAGGUAGGUAGGAAGAGCUGACAGGUGACAGGAGCCAAGGUGAGUUGCUGCAGUGAGCAGAGCACACAGCACUUGGAUGUUUGGACCUCGUGCACCGUCCCCUGCCCCUGCCUCUCCUGCACUGCCAGGCCUUUGAGUCAUCAGCCAGUCCCAGGAAAUUCCUGGGAACCUGGCACCCCUAGGAUUCUUUAGAAAUCCCAACUGGGCUUUCUUGUGCCAAAUUUACCUUAACCAUCAUUGGCCUUUUCAUUUUUCUUUAAAUGACAUUGUCCUAUCACAUAAAAUCUGCACAGAAUUGUAGCUGGGAGCUCUAAUUGUGAUUCUCCUGCCUACAUACAUCAUGUUUUCAUGUUUAGAUUUCUCUCACUGCAUUUAGAAAAGCCCGAGAUUUUGGUAACCUUCCCCCCCUGCACAGUUUCAUGCACAGAUUCACAGAGCUUUAAAGAUGAAAAUCAGAUUUCCUGAUCUGUGUCUGUAUGUAUGUCCUAGAAAUGGAUUUUGUUGUUUCACAUUUCAGUUCUGAUUUCUGUGACUCUGCUUGUUGUAGUAACAUUUCAUACCAUGAAUUAGCACAGUACCUAAGAAAAGGUAACUUCCUUUUUUUAAGAAGUAAUUUUGGAGGUGUCUGUUGAGCUGGAGCAGCUCUGCAGGCACUGAGGUUGAUCAGGGUUGGAGGGAGAUGCAUCUUUUGUGUUGGUUUAUGCACAUUUGGUGUAAGGCUCCUCUUCCUUUUCCCCCCCCUCUUUUGUGUCUCCCUGUUUUCCUCUGCCACAUUUUGGACUGAAACCAAGCACUGACCAGAGCACACAACCCUUCAGCUGUUUCACCUCCUCCCACACGUGCACAUCCUUCCCUGGUGUGUGGGUCUCCAGUGUUGUCAUCCAGCUAAACCCAGACAAUCCCUCUUGGUUUGGGUUUGCAUUGCAAAAAAACUGAUGUUUGGGAACUUGGUGACUAAAUCUUUUUUAUUAGCCAAGGAAUUUUAUGAUUUUUCUGAUCUCUUCUGUUGCAUAUCCCUCUUUGCUUUCCCAUUUUAAAGAGCCAAAGGUGCAAAGUAAGAUUGUAGAUUGAGUAUCAUCAUUUUGCUUUUUAACUCAGUAUUUUUAAAUUAUUUUUAACUUUUUCAUACUGAAGAGAAUGUGGAGUCAAAAUAAUAAUAAUAAUAAUUAAUGAUAAUGAAUAGUAGGGAAUAAUCACUGCCAUUUCUACUUGCUCUACUUUUUUAAAAUACCACUUCUUAUACAUUGGGGCAUGGAAUUGCAUUUGAAGGAAUUUUAAGAUUCCUGUAACAUAAAGAGAUGGGGCAUAGGAGUUUGUAAAAAUAUUAAUAGUGAUAAUAAUGCCCAUGGAGUGUGGCUAGGGAAGGAUGUUGUGUAUAUAGCUGUAAAAUGUUCUAAAUUAUUUAGACCUAUUGUCACCAUUCUUGAAGUCCUCAGUUGUGUUGCUGGGUCUUUUAUAUGCACACAGUGUAAUUUAUUUAAAGGAACAUACACUUUUCCAGGUGGUAGCUCAGCUGUGGACUAGUGACCUGUGUAUAUGUUUUAAGGUCUUGGGAGUUGGUAUUUUAUUUUUUUUCCCAUUUUGUUUGGUUUUUAAAUGAUUUUAGAAUUUGGAUUGGCUGAUAUCCUGUUGUUGCUACAGAACCUAAAUGUUACUGUCAGUCUGCUGUAAAGCACAGAUUGCUCUAUUUAUUGUAGAAAGUGAGUUUAUUUGCUUUCUAGAAUUGUUUAUAUCAGAUGGUAUAAGAGAAGUAAUAAGAAAAUCUAUGCUUGUAAAGAAAAAAAAGCUAAUUUUACCUACUAUAAUCUGACUGUCUGAGACUAUAUUUUCUCUCUGAGAAAUAAAUGUUCUAAUGUAUGGAAAAAAAAACCAAAACAACAAAACACCACCUUUAGAAAGAGUUCUUCCUUGCUAAUGUUGUCCUGAAAUCCAGAACAUACCAUGAUGGUUUUUAAUCAUCCCAGUGCUCCCAGGUGCAGGUGGGAAUGGCAAGGACAGGGUGACACAGGGAGGAUUUCUUGUUCUGUGUCCCUGUGCAGGGGGUGACAGAGCUGGCUGCUGCAUGGAGAGCUCCCACCUUGUGCUGGUUUUAUUUGUUGGGUUUCUUUUGGAGUUUUUUUUAAAUUCUUUCUUUUUAAAAUUGAUGUUAAACUAAGGACCACUCUGUUUUCUCAGAGAAAAACAAAAGGCACACACAAACAUAAAAGUCCAAAUGCCUGAGAAAAACAACUCCAGCUUAGGAAAGUGAUUUCU
Oenanthe melanoleuca is the source of this 8734-nucleotide messenger RNA. It is a transcript of the gene BRPF3, whose product is annotated as bromodomain and PHD finger containing 3. Bases 2801 to 6304 code for a protein of 1167 amino acids. Gene Ontology annotation, cellular component: MOZ/MORF histone acetyltransferase complex. Gene Ontology annotation, molecular function: protein binding. The record is from RefSeq and is a predicted model, not a curated record. The transcript has 13 exons. Gene Ontology annotation, biological process: regulation of transcription by RNA polymerase II. Lineage: Eukaryota; Metazoa; Chordata; Aves; Passeriformes; Muscicapidae.